Caenorhabditis angaria is the source of this 384-nucleotide messenger RNA. NCBI's taxonomy places the organism in Eukaryota, Metazoa, Nematoda, Chromadorea, Rhabditida, Rhabditidae. The record is from the annotation of a GenBank genome assembly.
AUGAAACUUUUAUUUGUCCUUCUCGCAAUUUUGGCAUUCUGCGAUGCUUGCGGUUUUCUUGGGGGCGGCGGCGGUUGCUGUGGUGGAUGUGGCGGAGGAUGUGGAAGAAGAAAAAAGAGAAGUGCUGAAAUGGAAGAUCACAUCAAAAGUUCAGACGAAGACAUGCUAUGCAAUAGUCCAGAAUUAAAACAAGUCAUUGUGAAUAGUAUGCAAAGCUCCGCUUUUGAAUCCAGCAAAAUCCUUCAACAAACAUUGGAAGACUUCGAACCAAAUAGAUAUGUUAUAAUAUGUUCCGAACAUCCAUUUCAUUAUACAGUUCGACAUGACACGGCAUAUUGUGGAGCAAGAAAUGGAACACAUUAUUGUCAAGCUUUUAUAAUUUGA